Messenger RNA from Exophiala dermatitidis NIH/UT8656, 1485 nucleotides. Its product is annotated as MFS transporter, ACS family, allantoate permease. The transcript is spliced from 8 exons. NCBI's taxonomy places the organism in Eukaryota, Fungi, Ascomycota, Eurotiomycetes, Chaetothyriales, Herpotrichiellaceae. The coding region runs from base 1 to 1485 and encodes 494 amino acids. The record is from RefSeq and is a predicted model, not a curated record. Gene Ontology annotation, cellular component: plasma membrane. Gene Ontology annotation, molecular function: dipeptide transmembrane transporter activity; allantoate transmembrane transporter activity. Gene Ontology annotation, biological process: dipeptide transport; allantoate transport; transmembrane transport.
AUGGAUACCAGAAAGGAUGUCAUCCUUGCCGACCUCAAGGACACACACAAUCCGUUGAUGCCCACUCAAACGACGGAGGAAGGGCAUAUAUCGCCUCUGUCCUUGGCCGAAUCCAAACGGGUGCUCAGAAAGAUCGAUAUGUGCAUCAUUCCGCUAUUCAACGCUGCUGGGUUUGCUCAAGGAUCUGGCAAGGAAAUCCCUGAGAAGGAUCGAUUCUGCAACGAAUCACAUCUGACCGGAUCCCAAUACUCCUGGUGCUCGGCGGUCUUUUACUUCGGCUACCUGGCCUGGAGUUGGCCCAGUUCAUAUCUCAUUGUCCGACUUCCUUUGGGGAAAUACCUGGCUCUCACAGUCUUUAUAUGGGGCGGCAUUCUGAUGUGCCACGGUGCCUGCCAAGGCUUUGCCAGCCUCAUGGCUGCACGGUUCUUUCUUGGUGUGGCUGAGGCGGCUCUCGCCCCAGGAUUUGCCCUUAUCACGGGCAUGUUCUACACGCGUAAAGAACAACCAAUACGACAGGGUGCUUGGUGGCUGGGCAAUGCGGUUGCCAACGUCAUCGGCGGCGUGGUCGCGCACGGCAUCGGCCAGAUCACGACGUCGCCACUCCAGCACUGGCGCUUGCUUUUCUUGAUCCUCGGGGCCGUCACCUCAGCCUAUGCUUUUGUUCUGUACCUGGUGCUGCCGGAUUCACCCACAAAGGCCAUCUUCCUGGAUGAAAGGCAGCGCCAGGUGGCAUUGCAGCGGACUAUCCACAACAAGACGGGCCUUAUGGACAAUGACACCUUUGUGACAAGCCAGGUCAUGGAUGCCUUGCGUGAUCCACAGAUCUGGCUUCUGGUCCUCUACACCGUGUCAGUCAAUCUAGCAAACGGCGGACUAACCAGCUUCAGCUCGAUCGUCGUGGCAGGAUUUGGCUUCACAGACCUCAAGGCCCUCCUGAUUCAGAUGCCUGUGGGCGCAGCUCAGCUGGUCUUCCUCCUCCUCACUUCAGGCUUAGCCAGUAUCAUCCCGUCAUCCCGGCUGGUCCUUAUGAUCUUCAACACAAUCAGCUCCAUGGUGGGCAUGAUCAUGGUGUACGAGCUGAAAGGUCGCGCUGGCCGCAUGGGCGGCUUGUGCUUGGCUGCCGUCUUUGCUUGUAACAUCCCCCUCUCUUUAAGUUUGAUCAGUUCCAACGUCGGCGGCUUUACCAAGCGAUCUGUCGCAAGCGCAACUCUGUUUGUCGCGUACUGUGUUGGGAAUAUCAUUGGCCCACAGUUCUUCCUGGCCAGCCAGAAACCAAGAUAUACGACUGGUCUCAGAGCCUCUCUUUCGGGGCUCGCCUUGGGAGCCGCCUUCCUCAUCUGUCUUCUGGUGUACUACAUCAGCGAAAACAGACGAAGGAACAGGCUGUAUGGUGCAAGCCCACCACUGAGCCUGGAUGAAGAGCUGCGAGAAGAUUUGUCAGGCAAGACUGAUCGGGAGCUGACCGAUUUCCGCUAUGUGAUCUGA